This is a messenger RNA of Scaptodrosophila lebanonensis, 4571 nucleotides long. It is a transcript of the gene for, whose product is annotated as cGMP-dependent protein kinase, isozyme 2 forms cD4/T1/T3A/T3B. Gene Ontology annotation, molecular function: ATP binding; cGMP-dependent protein kinase activity. Lineage: Eukaryota; Metazoa; Arthropoda; Insecta; Diptera; Drosophilidae. Bases 496 to 3729 code for a protein of 1077 amino acids. The transcript has 9 exons. The record is from RefSeq and is a predicted model, not a curated record. Gene Ontology annotation, biological process: protein phosphorylation.
UUUAAAGGAUAUUCUGUAAAAGCUGUAAGACAUUUUUCGGAGUGCAUCUCAAAGCAACGCACACACAACUUUAACAAACGACGCAACUGAAACGUCAACGACGUCGCCUCGCUCUGCAUGCCUUAAUUUUGUGUUUCCUGUUGUGCAGCAAUAACUUAAAAAAAAGAAAAAGCAAAAAGCAAUAAUAAACAAGCAACAAGUGGGAAAAGACUCCAACGCAGCAGCAACAGCAACAAAAACAACAACCACUUUCUACUCUCCCAAGGCGGCAACAGAAGAAGAGAGAGAAAGAAGCAAAAGCCGGCAGGCAGCAAACAGAAGAGCGCAUAAAGAGAGUAAAGGCAGGAGAGCAGCAACCACUUACACGCACGCCUCUCUAUUCUCUAUUUCUGGUUGAUAUUGUGGAAAAUUUUUGAAAGAUUGUUUACAACAUGGCUAAUCGCAGCAGCUUGAGCGUUUUUUUUGUGGCGGCGGUUUGUUUGAAAAACCGCCUGCAUGCGUUUUUGCUUUGAUCGGCUGUGCUUCGCAACUAAGCGGCCAGCCACAAAUAGCAACAACAUUAACAGCCACAACAACAACAACAACAACAACAAUAGCCAUAGCACAGACACAACAAAUGAGUCUGUCACUGCAACAGCAACAACAACAACAGCCACUGAGAGACAACCACAACCUCAAAAUCAGCAACUACAAAAAGCACAGUCAGUGAUAACCGAUGUGCCGCUCAUUAGAACAGAGGCCAAGCCACCGGACAUAGAGAGGAAUCAUCAGCACACACUUCUUCUUCCACCCUCGACAAAUCUUACUCACCAAAAUAAUAGCAAUAAUAACAACAACAACAGCAAGAAAGCGGCGGAGAGCGCUCGUCGCUAUCGUCGACACAGCAGUGCCGAAGAUCAGCGGCCGAAGCAAGAGAGGCAGCAGCAACAACAACAACAAGAACAACAACAAGAGCUUCUGCCACCGUCAGCGCUGUUGCGAAAAGCCGCCAGCAUGCAGCAGGAGCCGAACGCCAACUAUCAGUUUCAGCCCGACCUGGGUCUGGUGAACAUCGUGAACAACAAUAACAAUAAUAACAGCAGCGGCAACGUCAAUGUCGGUGGGGUCGUCGUCGGUACUCACAGCGGCGGAAUUGUUACGCUACCAGCAGCCAAUAGCAUUGGACUUGUCGGUCUAGAGCAUACGGCAGCCGGAUUACGUUUAAUACCGGGUCCGGCGCCACCCUCCCACAACGACGUCCUCACCCACACACUAAUCUACGGCACACCGCCCUCGGGCUCCCAACAACUGCACACAGACCUGAACUUGCAGGCCCGCAACAUCCUGCAUGAGCAGGAGCUGCAGCUGCAGCAACGCUAUCAACAGCUGCAGCAGUUGCAGGCACAGACUCAGGGUCUAUAUACCGCCGCGGGAUCUCAACCCGUACUCUAUGCUCCUAGUCCAACACAACCCGUGGCCAUACCCGCUGCCUGUCUCCAGCAAACGUCCUCACCCACGCAACAGCAGCAGCAGCAACAGCAGCAUCCGCAGCCGCCCUCGACCUUGGCCCUCGGUCAGCAAAUGCAGAAUAUGCGCAUAUCGGCCUGUUCGCCGGCCUCAACCACCUCCUCGCCGGGCACACCCAUCGAUCCCACGCAGCUAAUCAUGAACAACACCUAUGUGGCGGCCACGCCGCAGGAGGAGCGCUUCAUACAAAUCAUCCAGGCCAAGGAGAUGAAGAUACAGGAAAUGCAACGUGCCCUUCAGUACAAGGAUAACGAGAUCGCGGAGCUCAAGUCGCAUCUGGACAAGUUCCAGAGUGUGUUUCCCUUUCGCAGCAGUGCCGCGGGUGCCGGUCCCAGCGCCUCAACAGGGGCGACCCGCAAAACUGGACAAACCUUUCAGCGGCAGCGUGCUCAGGGCAUCUCCGCGGAACCCCAGUCGGAAUCUUCGGUGCUGCUGGACCACAUCACCUUGCCCAAAUACGAUAAGGAUGAGCGUUCCCGUGAACUAAUCAAAUCGGCCAUUUUGGAUAAUGAUUUCAUGAAGAAUUUAGACCUGACACAAAUACGUGAAAUUGUCGAUUGCAUGUAUCCUGUGAAAUAUCCAGCCAAGAAUCUAAUCAUCAAGGAGGGCGAUGUGGGCAGCAUUGUUUAUGUUAUGGAAGAUGGCCGCAUUGAAGUCUCCCGCGAGGGCAAAUACCUAUCGACACUGUCUGGCGCGAAGGUGCUGGGCGAAUUGGCCAUACUCUAUAACUGCAAGCGGACGGCUACCAUUACGGCCAUAACGGAGUGCAAUCUGUGGGCCAUUGAUCGGCAAUGCUUCCAGACGAUUAUGAUGCGUACGGGCCUCAUAAGGCAGGCGGAAUACACGGACUUCCUCAAGAGCGUGCCAAUCUUCAAGGAUCUGCCCGAAGACACGCUCAUCAAAAUCUCCGAUGUGCUCGAGGAGACACACUACCAGCGCGGGGACUACAUUGUGCGCCAAGGGGCCCGAGGCGACACCUUCUUCAUCAUAUCCAAGGGCAAGGUGCGUGUAACCAUCAAGCAGCAGGAUACUCAGGAGGAGAAAUUCAUACGCAUGCUGAGCAAGGGAGACUUCUUUGGCGAAAAAGCGCUUCAGGGUGAGGAUCUGCGCACUGCCAACAUUAUUUGCGAGUCUCCGGAGGGCGUCACCUGUCUGGUCAUCGAUCGUGAGACCUUCAAUCAGUUGAUUUCGAACCUGGAUGAGAUUAAGCACAGCUACGAUGAUGAGGGCGCCUUGGAGCGCAGCAAAAUCAACGAGGAAUACCGUGAUCUCAAUCUCACGGAUCUGCGUGUGAUUGCCACACUCGGUGUUGGUGGCUUUGGACGCGUCGAACUGGUCCAAAUCAAUGGCGACAACUCGCGCUCCUUUGCGCUGAAGCAGAUGAAGAAGUCGCAGAUUGUGGAGACGCGUCAGCAGCAGCACAUUAUGUCCGAGAAGGAAAUUAUGGGCGAGGCCAACAGCCAGUUCAUAGUCAAGCUCUUCAAGACCUUCAAGGACAAGAAGUACUUGUACAUGCUCAUGGAGAGUUGUCUGGGUGGCGAAUUGUGGACCAUUCUGCGCGACAAGGGGAACUUCGACGAUGGAACCACACGUUUCUACACCGCCUGUGUGGUCGAGGCCUUCGACUAUCUGCACUCGCGCAACAUCAUCUAUCGAGAUCUGAAGCCCGAGAAUUUGCUGCUGGACGAGAAGGGCUACGUGAAGUUGGUGGACUUUGGCUUUGCCAAGAAACUGCAAACUGGUCGCAAGACCUGGACUUUCUGCGGCACGCCCGAGUAUGUGGCGCCCGAAGUGAUAUUGAAUCGUGGUCAUGAUAUUAGCGCCGAUUACUGGUCAUUGGGUGUGCUCAUGUUUGAGCUUCUGACGGGCACGCCACCCUUCACGGGCUCCGACCCCAUGCGCACCUACAACAUUAUACUUAAGGGCAUCGACGCCAUUGAAUUUCCACGCAACAUUACGCGCAACGCCAGCAACUUGAUCAAGAAAUUGUGUCGCGAUAAUCCCGCUGAGCGCUUGGGCUACCAACGUGGCGGCAUUAGCGAGAUCCAGAAGCACAAAUGGUUUGAUGGCUUCUACUGGUGGGGACUGCAGAAUCGUUCGCUGGAACCGCCCAUCAAGCCGACGGUUAAGAGCGUCGUGGAUACUGCCAACUUUGACGACUAUCCUCCCGAUCCGGAGGGACCGCCGCCGGACGAUGUCACUGGCUGGGACAAGGACUUCUAAUGCUCUCUAACUCGUAUGUCUCUCAAUACGUACGAAAUCGGGACAAACAAGCAACGAAAUAGUGCGCCAUAUGUACGCCAAAGUAACAGUCAGCAGCGUAGAGCUGCCAAAACAGCCGGAGUAGCCAGGGUAGCCACAGUGGAAGCAGAAAAAUCAUCGCUCGAUUAGCGCCUAUCGAACUACUACUUGACACUUGAGACUUAGGGUCCUCAUCAUUGUUUACACCACACUUAUUAAUCGAUCACACACAUCGCGGCAGCUAAAAACACGCUCACCAGUUCAUCCACAGUUCUCUUGAUAUCAUUUAAUGUGCAACACAAUGAAUUUAUUAACGAGUUUAUAACUAUUAUUAUUAUGUAAAGAGAUGUUUCUAGUUCAUUUUUAAAAUUGAUAUAACGUUUAAGUAGCGGCCCGCUCGCAGGGCUCUUUUAUCAACAUGAAUUGAAACGUCAUUAUGUACAUUUUCUGUAUGUUUGUAAUUAUAAAAUAACUACUAUUAUUAUUAUUAUUUUUAUUAUUAUCCGUUGUUAAUCUACUAGUGUCCUUAAGCGCGCAAACAUAAAACUAAAAGAAAUAUACACACAAAUAUGGGGUUGCCUUAUAGGUUUUAAGCAAACAUUUUUAUGCAACAUAUGACCACGGAACCUUAAAGCUUCCUAACCGCCCACUCUAUCGCAUAUUCACAUUAAUCUCCGAUGUCUCCAAAUUUAUAUUCAUACCUACACACAUCUAUGCUAUAAGGAUUUACAAUCAUGCUUAAAAUUAUGUAUACCUAUGCUCUUCAAAUUGUUGUCUUAAGUAAUUGAGUUAGAAAUUAAUAAAUACAACUUUAUGAUCUUAAA